UUGCUACAUGAGAUGGGCUCUGCAUCUCUGUGUGAAGAUGCAGAGCUGUCUGUGGGCAAUGAAUACUUGAGGGGUUGCCAGGUGCUCUGCAGGUUUGGACUGAGUCUUGGCCCACUUGCCUCUGGGCGUCUGGAUCCCACUCUUGCCAGCUUCUGUUCCCUGACCUUGGUUAUCACCCCAUAGCUGCUCCUUACCUGGCAUCGCCCCUCUUUGAGGUCACAUGUCACCAGAACCCAGUUCUUAGUGAUGCCACCUGGAGCAGUCAUAGCAAUGGACCUCCUCCAUGAUCUGGCAGCCAACCCUGAGCUGGAGGCCUUCAUUCCUUCCACCUGCCUGGCUGGUGACAUGACCACCAGUCACGGUGCUCAACUCUACCUCCUGCUGGGCUCCCCUGGGACUCCUCUGUGGAGGGAGCCUUAUGCCUGCUGUUCUGGGAGGCAGGUUGGGCAGGGGUCUGCGGCCCUUGUGAGCAGAGGUGCCUGGGGGCUCUGCUCAAGGCCUAGCCACCAGCAGGGUCAGGCAGAGGAGGCCCUGCCUGUCCUGUCCUGCCAACGGAGCCCCUUUCUUUGUAUUUUGAACCAAAUAACAUGGAUUUGGUUGUGAGGGUGUGGACGGUCCUGCGUUCACCACAUAAACACUACCCUUUGCUGCUGACACUCGCACCAUUCCUGAGCUCAUUUUGGACGGUUUUUGUUUCUUUGUACAGUAAAUGUAAGCUCUGACCUCCAGGCUACAUUUUAUGUGAAUUAAAAUCUCUGGUUUUAACUGGCUGGUCAGUUGGAGGUGUGAGGUGGGGUGGGUCUGCACUCUGACACUUGAUGGGUCGAGGGCUGCUUUGUCGAUCCCACCACCCCCCAUAACUAGUCUUGUUGACUGGUACACAUCCUGGCCACUGGGGCGAGUGUGGCUGCAUCAGCCUCCCCGGAUACAGGGAUGAGCUGUGUUUCUCUGGGUUAGGCAGGCUGCCCACCCAGCCUUUCCUUCCCCACACGGCAGUAAAGCAAAUGGCUGGCGGGAUCACCUGUUCCCGCUGCCCCCAAAGGCUGGAGCCUGGGAUCCUGAACCUGGGAGACCGAACCCUCCCUGGGGGUGUUGGUGGGGCAUAACCACUGCUGCCUGGGAGGGCAGUGAGCUUCGAGUAGGCAUGUGGUGUAGGCGGUGGGCCGUCCCCUGACAUGCACUCCAGCCCAGGACCAUCACACUGCACAUUACCCCCACCUCAGGCCACAGCUUUGUGGGAGGGUUCUGGGCCUUGAGCCCCGUCCAAAGUUCUGGCCCCCCAUGCCUGAGGCCCCCUCACAGAGCAGAUCAAUGGCGUCCUCUGCACCUGGUAUGUCUUUUGGUCUCAUUCUGACCAGACCAGGCUCUUAUUACCCUGCCUCCUGGGUCAGAAGGUCAGACACAGGGUCAUGGGACGUUUUCAUCCAGUCUUAAAGCAGAUGCUCCUGGGGCCCCAGACCCCAGGGAAGGGUUUGGAAGGGCAGAUUCUGGCGGUCCCUGUGUUUGAUCUCCCUUCCCCCUCCUUCCGGGUCCUGAAUCCAAGCUGGGAGGGUCUGUGAAGCUGCUUUGAUCCGCUGAGCCCAGAGCCUGGAGGGAGGAGGGCCUCCGGUUACAGUGUCCCCUCCCCUCCCAACUCUGACCAGAGCCAGCCCUUCUCCGCCCCUCAGUAACCCUGGUGGCCAGUGCCUCCUUGCUUCUGGGCCUCAGCCCCUCCCCCACCACGCCCCCUGCCCUCUGUUAACCACAGAGGGCCAGGCUGUGAAGGGGUCUUGCCAGAGCUCAGAUCUGGAAUCCACCCAGUCCUUUGCACAGGGGUGUUGAGAGGGAGCAUUUGCUGUGGGCUCAGACCUUGGGGGCCCAGAGGAUCGGUCAGGGGCCCAAGGUCAGGGUGCUGACCACAGGCCUGGAAGGGUGGAUGCCUAAAGGGAUCAGCACAAAGCAAGUCCUGAAGGGCUGGCAGCCACUCGCCCCCGCCCUCUGGGCCGGUGGUCCCCAUGUCAGCCCAGAGGCUGCUUCUACUGCUACUCCUCAUGGUUGGGCUGACCUCGGGGGCCAGCCUGCUGCAGGGGCCCAGAAGCCACUCAGGCGUGUGCCCCAACCAGCUCAGCCCCAACCUGUGGGUGGACGCCCAGAGUACCUGUGAGCGCGAGUGCAUCGGGGACCAGGACUGCCUGGCCACUGAGAAGUGCUGCACCAACGUGUGUGGGCUGCAGAGCUGUGUAGCUGCCCGAUUCCCUGAGGGUGGCCUGGCCACACCUGCACUGGUGGCUUCGUGCGAGGGCUUCUCAUGCCCACAGCAGGGCUCAGACUGCGACAUCUGGGACGGGCAGCCUGUGUGCCGCUGCCGUGACCGUUGUGAGAAGGAACCCAGCUUCACCUGUGCCUCAGAUGGCCUCACCUACUAUAAUCGCUGCUACAUGGAUGCAGAGGCCUGCCUGCGUGGUCUCCGCCUGCACGUCGUGCCCUGCAAACACAUUCUCACCUGGCCACCCAGCAGCCCAGGGCCACCUGAGACCACUGCCCGCCCGACACCCGGGGACACCCCAGUGCCACCUGCCCUCUACAGCAGCCCUUCCUCACAGGUGGUGUAUGUGGGGGGCACCGCCAGCCUCCACUGCGAUGUCAGUGGCCGCCCACCACCCGCUGUGACCUGGGAGAAGCAGAGUGAGCAGCGGGAGAACCUAAUCAUGCGGCCAGACCAGAUGUAUGGCAAUGUGGUGGUCACCAGCAUUGGGCAGCUGGUGCUUUACAAUGCCCGGCCUGAGGAUGCCGGCCUCUAUACCUGCACUGCACGCAACACUGCUGGCCUGCUGCGGGCUGACUUCCCACUCUCUGUGGUCCAGCGGGAUCCAGCCAGGGACAGGGCCCCCAGCGCCCCUGCGGAGUGCCUGCCCCAAGCGCAGGCCUGUGCCAGCCCCCUCUCCAGCCAUGUCCUCUGGCACUUUGACCCACAGCGUGGUGGUUGCAUGACCUUCCAAGUUGGCAGCUGUGAUGGAGGCACCCAGGGCUUUGAGACCUAUGAGGAGUGCCAGCAAGCCUGUGCCCGCGGGCCAGGGGAUAACUGUGUGCUGCCAGCUGUGCAGGGCCCCUGCCAAGGCUGGGAGCCACGCUGGGCCUAUAGCCCACUGCUACAGCAGUGCCAUCCCUUCGUGUAUGGUGGCUGUGAAGGCAACAGCAAUAACUUCGAGAGCCAGGAGAGCUGUGAGGAUGCCUGCCCUGUGCCGCGCAUGCCACCCUGCCGGGCCUGCCGCCUCAGGAGCAAGCUGGCGCUGAGCUUGUGCCGCAGUGACUUUGCUAUUGUAGGGCGACUCACAGAAGUGCUAGAGGAAUCGGAGGCUGGCGGCGGCAGCAUUGCCCGCGUGGCCCUAGACGAUGUGCUCAAGGAUGACAAGAUGGGCCUCAGGUUCUUGGGCACCAAGUACCUGGAGGUGACGCUGAGUGGCAUGGACUGGGCCUGCCCCUGCCCCAAUGUGACAGCAGGUGAUGGCCCGCUGGUCAUUAUGGGUGAAGUACGAGACGGUGUGGCUGUCCUGGAUGCUGGCAGCUAUGUCCGUAUCGCCAGCGAGAAGCGCAUCAAGAAGAUCUCAGAGCUGCUGGAGAAGAGGGCCUGCGAGCUGCUCAACCGCUUCCAGGACUAGCCCCACCUACCUAGAGCACUGCCUGCCCCUGUCCUCCAGUCCUCCCAGUCCCCGCCCCCCAAUAAAAGCAUUUCCCAGGAGGGA
Messenger RNA from Myotis davidii, 3722 nucleotides. RefSeq names its product WAP, follistatin/kazal, immunoglobulin, kunitz and netrin domain containing 1 (gene WFIKKN1). Gene Ontology annotation, molecular function: receptor antagonist activity; transforming growth factor beta binding; serine-type endopeptidase inhibitor activity. Gene Ontology annotation, cellular component: extracellular region. Lineage: Eukaryota; Metazoa; Chordata; Mammalia; Chiroptera; Vespertilionidae. The transcript has 2 exons. The record is from RefSeq and is a predicted model, not a curated record. The coding region runs from base 1995 to 3638 and encodes 547 amino acids. Gene Ontology annotation, biological process: negative regulation of transforming growth factor beta receptor signaling pathway.